GCCGCGCUCAAGUGACAUGCGCACUAGCCGCCAACAUGAAGGCAGUUUGGGCAUUUUCUGUUUUUGAUUUUAAAAAAUAAGUCUUAAUUUUUCUCGCGUUUGCAGUUCACCAACUGGAUUAGAAUAAAAAGCAACACCAUAUCUAAAUAUCGGUCCUGCAGAAUGUCCAAGAUCAGGCGGAAGGUAACAGUUGAGAAUUCAAAAACCAUAUCUGACAGCAGCAGUACCACAACCAGCGCCGCCACCAACCCCACCACCCCCUCUCGCAGGCCCAGUGUGUUUGAACGGCUCGGGCCCAGCACCGGGACUAACGCUGCCGAGAGUCAGUGUAGAAAUUGGCUGAAGACCGGUAACUGCAGCUACGGCAACACUUGUCGCUACACACAUGGCAGUCAGACACGAGGCAAAGGGUUCAGUUUCAGCAGGUCAAAUGAGAGACCAACAGGUGAUCUGCGAGAGAGGAUGAAGAAUAAGAGACAGGAUGUCGACCAAGAGAACUUAAAGCGCGACUUGGACGAAGCCACAUCCCCCACAGUGAGACAGAGAGACUCCUCCAGAGGCCGACACAAAGAAGAGGACAUUAAAAUCACAAAGGAGCGGACUCCAGCCAGUGAAGAAGAGCCUACAGAGUGGGAAGCCAACCGUGAAGAUUCGGAUGUUGGCGACUACGACUACGAGUUAUCUCUAGAGAUGAAGCGGCAGAAAAUCCAGAGGGAGCUCCUGAAACUGGAGCAGGAGAACCUGGAAAAGAGAGAAGACAUGGUCAUCAAGAAAGACGAGCCUUCCGCCAAGAGCAGAAGCGCGGCCCUGCCGAAGGUGAAUUCGAAGGUUUCCCCUGAGCUGCUGUGCUCCAAAGAUUCACCUUCAUCCAGAAGGUCCAGCUCCCCGAAGCACAAAAGUGGAACCAAAGGUGCCGGGUCCAGCAAGAAGGAGAAGAAAGCCUCUCUGACUUUGGCUGUUUCAGAAACUGCAAGGCCCUCCAAAGGCAGCCACAGUAAGAAGAAGGGCCCCCGCACGCCCAGCCCUCCCCCUCCUGUCCCGCUCGACCUCCCCGUCGUUGGGAAGAAGCACAAAGGGAAGCACAAGAACAAGGAGAAGACGGAAGAGAAGCAGAAGGAGGGAAAAGACCGCGGAAGAGAUGUGGAGAAGCACAAAGAGAAAAAGGAAAAACGACGGGACCGAUCCGAUAGUUCCCAUAAGGCCAAACGAGUGCAGACGUCAGAUGAGCGGUCCAGCAGCGUGUCGUCCCCCUCUAGAGGCGUGUCCCCCUCAUCCAGGAAGAAAUCCGUCUCCCCCAAAGUUUCCUCCCAUAAGACUUUGUCCCUUUCGUCUCCUCGCCGCAGGUCUCCUUCCUCCUCCCGACACCAGCGUUCUCCCUCUCCCUCCCGCCACCACUCCCCCUCCUCCCACUCGGGGUCUUCUGCCCAGCGCCACUCUCCAUCGCCUCGACGCCGCCGCUCGCCAUCUCCGGUUUACCACCGGAGCUCCGCGGCGCACGCCUCCGUCUCCUCGCCCACGAGUUCCCGUCGCUCCCGGUCCCCACCAGCCUCCCAUGACACCCCCCCAUCUCACCGGCGUUCGGAGAGAUCCACCCCGAGCCGGCACCACUCCAGGGGCAGAGAGAGGAGCCGGGGGGAAAGGGAGAGAACUCCACCCCCCCAGGAGCGCAGACAUGAACACAGAGAAGAUCGCGGCAAGCGGGACAAAGAUGGCGUCCGUGAAGACAGAGACUACGACUCCGAGCUGAUCGCAGCCCGAGAGGAAAGGGAGUCGAGGGACGCUCGUGACCGGCGCGAUGUCCGCGAUCGGGGGAGGGAACCGGUGCGAGAGUCCCGCGACAGUCGCGACAACAGGGACACGAAGGACUCCAGGGACAGCAGGGGGGACGGGCGCUCCAGUCGGGAGUCACUGGAACGGCGGGAUCGAGAGCGGGAGCGAGAGAAGGAACGGGACAAGGAGAGGGAGAGGAACGACUCCUACAGGAAGGAGGAUGCAGGUCAGGACGACAGACUCUACGCUAGAGGUCACGGACGCGAUGACGGCGGCAGAAGCGAGGGUAGGACGGACCGAAAUGGACGAGGAAGAGGCCGUCCAAAUGAAACGGUUGACAAAGGCUCACUCAGAAACUCCCGCAGUUCCCAAAUGGACAGCAGCUACGACAACUGGGAGUCCCGGAGCAGCGCCGCGCGGGACCGAAGCCUGGAGAGAGGCGCAGACCGCAGCACGACCGAAAGAACCUCCGAGAGGGUUCCGGACCGGGAUCGCUACGAGGGGGAGAGGCGGGAGCAGCCCCGAGACUCCUCCUACGACAGGAGGGGGGGCCACGGCGAGCGGGACCGCAGAGACACCCGGGACAGAGAUCAAAGGGCCGUCUCUCCCUCCAGAUAUCCAGGCAGGUCGGAAGAGUCCGACCGGGACGAUCGACGGACAGACCGGUCGGAGGACAGACGGGACGACCGGGCCCGAGAGCGGGAAAGAGAGAGGGAGAGGGAGAGAGAGAAGGAGAAGGAGCGAGAGAGGGAGAGAGAGAGGGAAAAGGAGCGGGAGAAGGAGAGGGAGGCAGAGAGGGAGCGAGCUCGGGAGCGAGAACGCGAGAGAGAGCGUGAGGAGAGGGAGAGGGAGCGAGAGAGGAAGGAGAGGGAGAGAGAGAGGGAGCAAAGGGAGCGAGAGAGGCAGCGGGAGUGGGAGGAACGGGAGAGGGGGAGGGAGGAGAGGCGGGAGAGGAGAGACGACGUCCGGGAGGAUCGGUCCGUUCGAGACACCCGGGAGGAUCGCAAGCUGAGUCGCAAGAGAGCGCGGGUGGAGAGCAGCCCAAGCCCCCGACCCUCCCCGAAGCGGGCGGCGAGAGACUUGAGCCCGGCCGACAGCGACGGCUAUAAUAGUGCCGAAGAUAAAAGUGAGCGCCCUAUUGGCCGAGGGCCGGCCAAGCUCCACCCACAGCCCCUCCUCCCCAGCCCCGUGUGUCUGCCUCCAUCUGACAGUGGAGACAAGCACCGUCUGCACAGCCAAGUGGUGAGACCUCAGGAUCGCCUGUCGCGGUCGCCACCGAGAGGCGCCGCUUCGGACGACAAAGCCCCCCACUGGAAAGACGAGGAGCGCCGAGGAGCUGCGGAGAAAAGGGAAGCACGGGGCCGAAUCGAGGAGCCGGAGCCUCGCAGCGCGGAGCGAUGCCGAGGAGCAGAGAGGCGCGGGGAGUACCUCCCUGAAGCCGAGACCCGCGGUAGAGGGAGAGACCAGCGCGAAUCGAGUCCUCCGCCGCCGCCACCGCCGCCUCUUGCAGCCAUCGCCACUCGCGGUGAAGACAGAGACACUGCUGGCUCUCAGGCCAACGAGGAGGGCAAGAAGAAGGUGAAGUCGCAGAGGAAGGGCAUGAAGAAAGCUCGGAAAGAGGAUGGAGCCGCCUGUGGAAACCGUCUCGCUGCUCCGGCGGAGCGGUUCAACCCUGAGCCUCCGCCCCCCGCCUCUGCAGACGUGCCUCCGCUCAUGCCCUCACCAAGGAAAGGAGCCAAGAAGAAGGCGCUCGACCGGAAGAGGAAGCGGUCGCGAGGAGAAGACUCUGAAGCCUCUGAGGAGGACGCGUCGGCGCCUCCGCCUCACAGUAAGAAGAAGAGAGGACCUCGGACUCCACCCCCCUCCAUGAGGCCGGACCACCGGGGAACCGGAGGCAACGCAGAACCGUCGCCGCUCUCCAAAGUGGACAACUUCAGUGACUGGUCGGACGAGGAGGUGACGGACCGGAGCGUCCCUAUGGAGAAACAAGCCCCUCCCAGUUCUGGAGACAGAGCUCCGAUGGAGACUCUGAGGAGAGGCGGAGCCCCCAGGAUGGGCAGAGACAGGUGUAACCCACCUGCCAUCGCCCCGCUGCUUUCCCAGGACCCCCCCAUGCUGAUGCAGACUAUGGCCCCGCAGCCUCUCAUGUUGCAGCCCGUGCUCCGCAAACUGCCCCCGGAGCAACCGCGCAGCAGCAGCAUGGGGAGCAACCAGAGCCGGACGUCCUCCCGGCGCCCCCGCUCACCGUCCAACGAGUCGGGACACAGGGACGACCACCAGGGUCUGCGGCCGCGCCGGGGACGGCUGCAUGGCGCCAACUCCCGAGAUCGGGAGAGGGAGCGAGAGCGCGAGAGGGAGCGGCCGGCGCUCGGGGACGCUCCGGGAGCUGAGAGGAAGUCCAGAAUCGACCAGCUGAGGAGAGGAGAGCCCAGCCGCAGCACGUCGUCAGACCGUCAAGACUCCCGCAGCCACAGCUCCAGACGCAGCUCUCCCGACUCUGAGAGGCAGGCGAGGUCCAGGUCUCGAGCCGGCUCCUACGACAGCCGGGAGCGGGACCGGGAGCCGUUUGACAGGGACCGAGAACGCGACCGAAAGGAGCUGCGGCCCCAGCAGCAGCCGCAGCAGCCGCCGCUCCUCCAACAGCCCCUCCAGCAACAGAGAGACUGGGAGCCAGAGCCCAGAGACUGGCAGGGCCGUGGGCGGGAGACCCUCGGAAUGCGCCCGGGUCGGGAACCUUUGAUGAGGGACCGCGACGCCAGAGACCGCGAGCGCCUUCUCCCCGAGGGGAUCAUGCAGCAGCACGAACGAGAGAGGGAGCGGGACAGGGACGGCAGGGCCGAGAGGGGAGCUGAUCGGGAGAGGGAGAGGAUGAUGAUGAUGGACCUGCCGCCACUCGGAGACCCCAGGGCUCCGGGUCGAGGAGACGCCAGGCAGGAGAGGGUUGACUAUGAGCCACUGCUGCCAAGGGAAGCCUUCAGUCCUGCAGAGGAGAAACCCAGCAACAGUCACCAAGCUGUGGGAGAUCAGAGGGAGCUGGAGAAGAACGACAGCGUGGACGGCGACGAUGACGCUAAAGAAGAGGAGCAGUCUGUGGCGUCCGUUAGAGAAGAUUAUGAACCAAUCAGUGACGACGAGCUGGAUGUGAUACUGGCCGACAGUCAGAAGAAAGAAGAUCAACCAGAGGAGGAGAAAGUCACUGGUCCUCUGGACGUGAUCGACGUGGACUGGUCCAGCCUGAUGCCCAAACAGAAGCAGGAGCCGCGGGCCGCAGGAGCCGCCCUGCUCCGCUUCACGCCGGGCGCCGUGCUCCUGAGAGCGGGAAUCUCCAAGCGCCUCGCCGGACCAGAGCUGCUCGAACAAGUCAAGGAGGUGUGCAAGUCGGAGCUGGACGAUCCCAAAGACCUGGAGAAGCUCUUCGAACACGACCUGGGAGCUCUGAACAUGGCGGCCCUCAACAGGCGGGUGGAGAGGGCCGGCUUGCUGAGCAACCUGGGGCCCUGCUGCAAGGCUCUGUGCGCUCGCCGGGACUUCGCCAUCCGGCGCCAGCUGUUGAAAAACGAGAAGGGGUUGGCCAAGCAGUACCCGGCCACGCCUGUGGUGGACAACGACCUGCUUCAGAUGAGCAUCCGCCUCUUCAGAAGGACCGUGGCGGGCCAGACCUCAGCUCCGGAGAGCGCAGCAGCCCCCGACGCCGCCGAUAGUAAGCUAAGCUCAGCGCAGCCCGAGGUCUGUGCGUCCUGAGAGUCAGACUCCAGAAACCGAGCCCCCUUUUUUUUUUCUCCUUUUUUUUUUUUAGUCCUGACAGGAAAAACGGAUCAACUGCAAACUGUGUGAAUCUUGCUUUACGUGUUUUGGGUGACCUGUAAGUGCCGCUCCAAAGACUUUAGGCCAUAACGGCCACACGACGUCAGCUUCACGAACUUUAACCCCGGCUCUUUGUCUUUGCAUGUUGUGUAUGGGUUACUGCAACUGUGCAUUAAAAUGGUUAGAUGUUUUUGUAA
This is a messenger RNA of Oryzias latipes (Japanese medaka), 5771 nucleotides long. RefSeq names its product zinc finger CCCH-type containing 13 (gene zc3h13). Lineage: Eukaryota; Metazoa; Chordata; Actinopteri; Beloniformes; Adrianichthyidae. The record is from RefSeq and is a predicted model, not a curated record. Gene Ontology annotation, molecular function: metal ion binding.